Zootermopsis nevadensis is the source of this 4921-nucleotide messenger RNA. RefSeq lists its product as uncharacterized. Lineage: Eukaryota; Metazoa; Arthropoda; Insecta; Blattodea; Termopsidae. Gene Ontology annotation, biological process: regulation of gene expression. Gene Ontology annotation, cellular component: nucleus. The record is from RefSeq and is a predicted model, not a curated record.
GUAGUGCAUAGUUGGUUACCCUCCUCCUUGUCUUCUUCUUCCUGUCCAUUUGCCUUAAAGGAUGGUUCAUUACAUUGAAGGCCUUCAAUAUCAUGUUAGUCAUACCUUUUUUUUCCUUACAAGUCUAAACAUUUCCUUUAUUUAUAAUAGGUUGGUAACUUGGGUAACUGAACCUGAUUUGAAUUCCUGAGGCUUCUACUUGUUUGAAAUGAAAUUAAAAUUCACCAUCAGCUUGCUGCACCUCACAUGUCUUCACCAUAGCUCUAUUCACCAUCUUUACACUAAAUCAAAAAUAUUUUUUCUGAUGGAAUCAAGAAGCCUUUCAGCCUCUGGAAUAAGUGUGUUGAGGUCAGCAAAAGGCAUGCACAGUCAGCAUAAACAACAUGGAGAGAAAAGCAGCUGUCCACAAGCCAGUGGAUUACCCAUGUCAGAACUUAAAAUGAGGAAAAAGGACCAUGAGAAGUGUAAAGUGUGUAGUGAGUUAUUUUCUGCAGAUGAAAUGGUGUUUCAUAAAAAUAUACACACAGGAAUCAAACCACACAUUUGCAUUCUCUGUGAAUUACAGUUUAACACAAAAACAAGACUGAAAAUACACAUGAAGUGCCACAAUGGCAAGAAAGAGUUCAAAUGUGAAACGUGUGGCAAGGAAUGUCUUUCCAAAAAACUGCUCAAGCGUCACAUGGGCAGCCACAGUGAAGACCGUCCAUUUGAAUGCGACAUCUGCAGUCGUAAAUUCAAAAGAUCAUAUGAAGUUACGAAACAUAAAAAGAUUCAUCAGGGUGAGAAGAACCAUGUAUGUGAUGUUUGUGGCUAUGCAACAAUGCAUAAAGCAUGCCUGGAGACACAUCAGAAAAGACACCUUGGUGAUUAUUUGUUCAAGUGCGACAUUUGUGGUAAGGGAUUUUUUUCAAGUUUUGAGUUCCGAGAACACAAGAACAUACACACAGGUGAAAAACCUUACAUGUGUGACAUCUGUGGGAAGGCCUACACAUCUAAGAACAGCCUCAUGGCACAUAAGAAAACUCAUGAGCCUGAUGCUAAGCCCACAGAAAAGGUUCAUGAGUGUAAGAUAUGCAGCAAGAGAUUUAAGUACCGUAAAUCCCUCUUGGUACAUGUGAAAUCUCACUCUGGUGAAAAAUUCCUGUGUGACUUCUGUGGGAAGGCAUUCUCUACCAAAGACACUUUGAAACUUCAUCGGAGAAAUCACACGGGAGAGAAACCAAAUGUGUGUAAUGUGUGUGGUAAGGCAUUCAGUGCAUUAUACACUCUCAAAGUGCACCAACUCAUACACACUGGGGAAAAACCCCAUAUAUGUGACCAGUGUGGGAAGGCCUUCACACAGCGUUCCACUCUAGUUGUUCACAAAAGAUCUCACACAGGACAGAAACCAUAUGAGUGCCAUGUCUGUAACAGGACAUUUGUUUCCAGAACUCUCCUGAACUCACAUCUCAGGAGUCAUGGUGAACAGGCAUACUACAAGCAUAGUUUUUCAGUUGUGAAUUGAAGGUGUCAUUUGUAGGUGGACUGUGUCAUUUCUGAUCUGCACCCUGCAUAGAUACCUUGGGUUCACUGAAAGUGGCAUGGUUCAGUCAUUUGGCUUCCAUUUUACUUUUGUCAACUGCAACAUGUUUAUGGUUAACUUCAGUGUACUUUCUCAGCAUUCAAACUGUGUGCCUUCCAAAUUCAAUUCAGAUGUUUUCCAUUGGCAUAUUUCACAGUGAUGUUGAGGAUUUCCAAUGUAUAUGUAAAUUUUUUAAUCUUGGUAUUUUGAAGAAUUCUUAAUCAGCCCUUAUAUGCUGAAAGGGACUCAUUGUCUUGCUACAUCAUGAUAUUAUUAAAAAUGUUAUGUAUUAACAAGAACAACUUCAUGUGUGUCUAACGACCUCACAGAUUCAUUUGUAAUUGAAUCAUCCACUUUAAGAGGUGGGUUUUAUUUCUAACAUUCCCUGAAAUUUGCAAAGAUCUUGGAACAUUUAAAAUGGCUGUCUCCAAGAAACCACCCCUUCUUUGUUGUCCUACAAUAUGCCAAACCCAAAAGAAAUAUCAAAAGAUGAUUCAGAAAUGCCCGUGCUUAUAUUACCACAUCAUUUAUAAACCCACACUACCUUGUCCUUGUUAUUUCAUCAAAAUAUUAGUGCCCCACUGAGGUACCAAUGGUUUGAUUUUGCGUAUAUACUUAAAGGAACAAAGAUUAAUACCCUGCUCUGCUUAAAAUAUCAGUGACCUUACAAAUUGUUAAUGCUUUUAUUUAAAAAAAAACAGUCCCAUUCAGGAGGUUCAUAUCUUAUAACAAAAGGCUGUAGUACAAUAUACUUUUGAACAUGUGAUAGUUUCCAGACAGAUGAUUUCUUUUCAAUUAUAUGUCUCACAGGUCCACAAUAGUGUAUUUUCCUAGCAUCUAAAUUGUCAUGUAAAUGAAGAGAGAAAAUUAUCCAUGUAUAUACCAUGUCCAUCCUUGACAUGUCACUGUUUCCUUUGCCAUUAUAAACUUUCAUAUUAUAUAAAUAUACCCUUUUGUCAUUCAGUUUAUAGAUCUGUAUACUAAACUGUUUAAUGUUCCUUUGUUAUGUAUAAGCUGAAAACAACUAUCUUUGAAUAACCUUGAACACUAUUUAAAUGCUCAGUCAGACUGUAAUAUGUAGCAUGCACAUCAUCAAAAAAUUAUUAUUAUUAAUAUGCAUUCCAUGCACAAAGUGCAUAGGAAGAAUGCAUUAUGGGUUGGUUGUGUCUGUCCACCCAUCCAUCUCUCCAGUCGAUUCUACUUGAGAACCACUGGAUGGAUUUGGAUUAAAUUUGAUGUGAAGGCCGUGCUGUUCUGCACAACCUCAAAAUUGUACUUUUGAUUGUUCUAUGAGUGGUGACAACAAAAUGAUGGCUGAGGAAAUUUGAGAAGUAGAUGUCAAGGUGCUGCUGUCUGGUGGCCAAAGUGGAAACUAUCAAAUAGUGCAGAUUUAAUGCAAACAAAUGCACAUUACAAAGAAUUCAUGAGAAAAUAUUUGUAUGCCAGUGUAUUAUUAUUAAAACCAUCAGCAUAGUUUUCCAGAUUCUUCAUUAUUUCCGUCUUCCAUCUUAGAAGGCAAAUUUCUGUUGUCACUGAAAUAGCAAAAUCUCAUUAAGAAGAAAUGUCUUCUUUUCUAAUGUGAACCAUACCUUUGAAUGUGCUCCAUUUGUACAAAUAUUACAUACAAACAAGUGUAUUUCCUUUUUAAUGACAUCAAUGAGCUUGAAUGGAUUUGAGGAGAAGUAGUGACUGUAUUAUCCAGAUAUUCACCCAGAAUGACGAAGAGUAACCAUGGAAAUCCUGUCAUAAUACUCUGUGUCAUAGGCGAGGUUCAAACCAGGCAUCUUCCAAAUACAAACCAGAAUCAUUAUUGCUUGGCUUCGUACCAUAAGUUUUAUUUUGCAUUCACUUUCCUGGACUCUGUAUAUAUCUUGAAAUAAGACUGUUAGCACCUGAGUAGAGCAAACACAACUGUAAGUGUACAUGGGUUAACCCACUUUUCAACUUUCAGUUGCCAGCCAUUUAUAUAACUGCUUCAGUAAUGAGGAGUAUUUAUCAGCACACAGAUAAAGUGUUCCAAGAAGAGAGACAGUUACACAGGAUCAUGUAGAAACGAGGGGUUUCAGACACAAACUGUCCUUGACUAGGCUGAGAAUGCUGCAUAUCUUGGGUGUUGAGGACAUUUGAAUGUGCCACAUUGGAAUCCAGCAUGGUUAGACAGACUUUGAACAGAAAGCCUUGAUGUGGCUCCUUCUCAAGCUUCCUCAUCCCUAACUCCGACUGACCAAUUUACAUGACGUAAUCCAAAUAUAAACAGCCUGGGGAUUAAUGGUUUAGCAGUAUGUUAGUGUGAUGCACCACUAGCUGGACAAAAUGAAAGACACAACAUAUGGAUGACAGAUGUUAAACAUAAAAAUCAGCAGAAUAUGAAUUAUUUAUAACAAGUUCAUCAUAUAUAAAAUCUAUGGCACCUCUUCUCAAUUAGGAACAGUGACAGGACUUUCCUUUGCUGCUAUCCUGGGCCUCGAAAAAUUUUGUGCAUUUCUUAUAAUCAUUGGUCAGAACCUAAGUUCACUGACAAAUGAGUAUGAGUGAGAGAGACUGCGUGCUUAUUCCUAUCAAACAUGUUGGCCACUUUUACAAGUUCGGAUAGCAUCUUAAAAAAUGUCAUGACUGUAACCUCACCAUUUCUUCCCAGUUCACCAUAUAUAUUCAUCCACACACACACACACACACUAUAUAUAACAUUUGCAGUUGAUACAACAUUGUUAAAUAAACUAUGAACCAACUACAUCUUCAUGUGUGAAGAAUUGAGAUGACACAGCUGCUGUAUUAAAAUCUUAAGAAAACUGAAAAUUUACUGAAGAAUGUUCAAUGAAAACUGCUUCAUUUUAUUUUAGGUAUUCAGUUAAUGAACAUGUUUUGUUAUAAUAAUUGCAGUUAAGUUUAGUUUCCAUUAAGUAUUUCUGCAUUGUUACUAGUGGCAUUCAAGUCAAAAUGCUGUGCACAUACAAUUUAAGUAUUAUGUUGAAGUUGUAUGUUUGGACUGGGAGACAUCAAAUGAGAAACAUUUAGUUAUUCAGUUUAACUGUCUAAAAUGGUGUAAAAUUUUCCUCUCUAGUCCAUUUCCAGUGGGUUUAUUUACAUUAUAAUGAAAUGGAUGGCCAGGUUUGAUUCCUGCAAAGGCUAUGGGAAUUCUUCUUUUCACCACCAUGACAAGGCCUAUUGGGUGCUGGGAGCUCUUUACCUUGGAAUGAAGUGACUAGAAGCUGUCCCCUCACCUUAUCUAAUGCAUAGGUAAAAAGUGUGUGACAUAUUGUCUUUGCCUAUUUUACACCUCCAGGACAUAGUGCCAAGUCAUAUAGAUAAUGUGACGUAGGUUGGUACACUCUUUAAUUGUCAACCCUGAUUUAUUCCGGC